Molecule: messenger RNA, 601 nt
Organism: Chironomus riparius
Lineage: Eukaryota; Metazoa; Arthropoda; Insecta; Diptera; Chironomidae
Source: the annotation of a GenBank genome assembly
AUUUGUUUAUAUCAGAAAGUGAAAAUUAAAUUUUGCCAAGAUAAAAUAACAAAAAGUAAUAAGAAUUCAAGGAUAUGGAUCAAAUUACAGUUAAGGAAAUACAGAAAUUGACUGAAGCAUGUUUGAAUAAUCUCAAAUCUGAUGAGCUUUACCGUUUAAGGAACGAUGCAAAAUUGCGAGCCGUAAAUAGUUCAAAAAGUUAUGAUGAAUUCAAAGAUAUUGUUGAUGCAGCACAUUUGAAGCCACUGUCACGUCAUGAUAAAAUGAAUUCACAAACCAACAAGUCCCGAUGGAACUCACAAAUUUGAAUUAUGUUUGUUUUCUCUUUCGCUGCUUGUUUUUUUUUGUGGCUACCAAAUUAGUGGGGAGUGUGAAAAAGCAAAUAAAUUAUCAGUGGAGCUUCUAUCGUCCCAUUAUUUCCACCAUGCCUCAUGUCUCUCAUUCGCAAAUUUGUUGGGCAAUUUUUGUUGUAUCAAUCAGUUUGGGGUGGGUAUAAUUAAUUGACAGAUAAAUUAGCAUAACAAUGAGAUGGGCAGAUGUGAGUGAUUUUAUGACUUGACAAUUUCAGGUUUUUAGGUGUUUUUAAAUUAAUUUAUGGACA